GCUCGCGGGAGGAAGGAAGCAGGGGUUCCUCGCCGCCUAAGGCGUGACUUUCCGAAGAUGCCUUUGCUGAUUAAUGGAAAGCGGAUCGACGUGUCCCAGCUCUCGAGAGAGCAGCUUUAUUCCUACCCGGAGUUGAAGGAAAGUGCAAAGCUACUAAGGAGCCAGCCCGCUCAAACAGUGGGACCCCGAGGCCUUUUGUAUGUCCAGCAGAGAGAGUUUGCAGCAACCACUCCUAAAGACGGAUCCGACGACGCAACUACCUGCCACUUGGUAGUGCUCAGACACACAGGGAGUGGGGCCACCUGUCUGACUCACUGUGAUGGGUCAGAUACAGACAAAGAAGUCGUAUCGAUUACCAAUGCAGUCAGAGUGCUCUCUCCUAGUACAGAAUAUGGAAGGUUGGAAUUGCAUCUAGUUGGUGGCUUCAGUGAUGAUCGACACUUAUCCCAAAAACUAACCAAUCAACUUCUUC
This is a messenger RNA of Gekko japonicus, 472 nucleotides long. RefSeq names its product N-terminal asparagine amidase (gene NTAN1). The transcript has 5 exons. Lineage: Eukaryota; Metazoa; Chordata; Lepidosauria; Squamata; Gekkonidae. Gene Ontology annotation, biological process: ubiquitin-dependent protein catabolic process. The annotation marks the transcript as partial. Gene Ontology annotation, cellular component: nucleus. Gene Ontology annotation, molecular function: protein-N-terminal asparagine amidohydrolase activity. The record is from RefSeq and is a predicted model, not a curated record.